Molecule: messenger RNA, 1293 nt
Organism: Botrytis byssoidea
Lineage: Eukaryota; Fungi; Ascomycota; Leotiomycetes; Helotiales; Sclerotiniaceae
Exons: 3
Coding region: 1-1293 (430 amino acids)
Source: RefSeq, a predicted model, not a curated record
AUGGCAGUUUUACCAGAGAAUUCAGGAUACAUCCAGAGUUCAGACCCUACAAAGCCUCGCUCUGAUGCAGCUGUCCCUUUCCGCGAUAUCAUACCCUCCCCAGCUCAUCCUCGCAUUGCUGGGAUACAAGAUCAUACAGCAUUAAGUUGGUGCGAGUCUAGAAGGCAAAUUGAGGCUCCUGCUUGGCUGAUUAAUCGACUUGAUGCAAAGAAUCUAGAGAAACCAUACAAAGGAUUCACAUCAGACGGAAAGGUCAGAGAGGGGCUGUAUAAUUAUGCGGAGGAUGAAGGUGCGCCAACGGAGGAGGUUAUCACGAAAACCGAAGAGUUUUUGAAGGUCUUGAGUGAAGAUCAAAGAAAAGCGGUUCAAUUCGGUGAUGUUACAGAUGAUGAAUUUCGACUGUGGUCGAAUCCAGAAUUAUACAUGAAUCCAGGUGGACUACGACUCGAUGAGUGUUCCUCAGAUAUUCAAGACGCUAUUCACGCCAUUCUUAGAGCUUCAUCCUCUAAGCAGGGCUAUGAAAAAAUUCAUGCUUGUUGUCUCACAAAUGAUUUCCUUGGACAUUUAGUGAACGGCAAGAAAGUGCUCAAUGAACAUUCCUAUAACUUUCGCUUAUUUGGUACACCAUCCAUGACCAAACCAUUCGGAUACACAUUCUUUGGACAUCACUUGUGUUUUUGUGUAGUUUUUCUCGGAAAAAGAAUGGUGAUUGGUCCUACAUUCAUGGGAGCAGAACCUGAUAGAAUUGAUGAGGGACCACAUGCUGGCCUGAGGUUAUUCAGAUCGGAGGAGAUGGAUAGUUUAAGCUUGAUGCAAAGCUUACCCAAAGAACUACAAGAGAAGGCAACUCUGAGUAAGGGUAUGGAUGGAAAAAGUCUGCCAGCUGAUAGAUGGAAUCCGUUUGACGAAAGACAUCUGGGUGGUGCGAGACAAGAUAAUAGGAUCGUCCCAUAUGAAGGAUGUCCAGUUUCAGAAUUUUCAGCAACUCAACAAGAGCAAGUUAUCAAGCUUUUCAAAUCUUUCAACGAGUAUUAUCCCGACUCAGUUUUGGAGCACAGGGUCGCACUAUUCAAGAAACAUCUCGACGAAACAUAUUUUGCUUGGAUCGGAGAAUUUGGAGACGAUGAUCCUUAUUACUACCGCAUCCAUAGCCCGGUAGCAUUUUUGGAAUUGGAUUUCCAUUGUGGAAUUUUCUUGACAAAUACAAGUCCAGCAAGAUGUCACAUUCAUACAUGCAACAGGUUGCCUAACCGAGGUGAUUAUGGGCGAGCACUCUUGGAACAGUCGAAGUAG